Molecule: messenger RNA, 122 nt
Organism: Dentiscutata heterogama
Lineage: Eukaryota; Fungi; Glomeromycota; Glomeromycetes; Diversisporales; Gigasporaceae
Source: the annotation of a GenBank genome assembly
AGGCUACUUCAUGCUAUUUGAUUGAUUAUGACGAAUUUACAGAUUUUGUAAAUAUAAGCAGAAAAGUGGAUAAAUGUAAAUGGAGGAAAUGCGAUCUUUUCAACCUUCAAAUUAUUCAAGAG